Molecule: messenger RNA, 486 nt
Organism: Symbiodinium natans
Lineage: Eukaryota; Dinophyceae; Suessiales; Symbiodiniaceae
Source: the annotation of a GenBank genome assembly
GCCAUGAACGAGAUCCUGGUUCAGGCCGGGGGAAGUAUGAGCAGCUGGAUUCUCAACCGCGCCAUCUACUCCGCCACCAGUUUCCGCGGAGGCCAAGCUCAAGUCAUCCAGCGCCUCAUCCAGGUCAGGGCGGACGUGAACCAUAAGUAUCCUUUGAAAGCGGUGUCCCUGCAUGCGCUGUACUUGGGGGUGAAGGGCAUGCAGCACCGUUUCGGCAGGGUCACCAACAGCACGAGGCAGUGCUACCACGCCUGGGGUGCGACUCCGCUCAUGGCCGCACUACUGUCCGCGCAGUAUGAGGGUGCGGCGGCGCUCAUCGCGGCGGGGGCACGGAUCGACUUGCGGAAUGCACGCGGCUGCACCGCCGCCGAGCUUGUACGAGAGCAGGUCCUGCCACGUUUCCUCGUGGAGGCGCUGCAGGGGAGGCCGCAAGAGUGCCAAGACAUCACUGAUAUGAUCCUGGCCGGCAAGACCUCCGAGGUGUGA